AUGGAGUUUAUAGAUGACGAUAUAAUGGACGUCACCCCUCUGUGCAUGAUACCGGGGAACACCACAGGUACCUCCUCCAACGCUGGAGAUAAGCAAGGUAGUACCUCUGGUGACUCCUCUCUUCCUAAAGACAUGCAUUACACUGAUCGCGCUAUAAGGAGACUGGUUACUAGAAUACUGAGUGAAGGACAUAAAGUUGAAGGGGUCUCUACCCCUCUGUCCAGAAGGGAACCUUCUCCUGAGAGAAAACCUCAUGCUGAUAAAGAUGAUGAUUCAUCUAGAUCAGAAAAAGAGGUGGCUGCUGAAGGGCUUUGCUCUCUAGGAAAAACCCUACCUAGAAAGAAACAAAAUGUGCCUCAAGAAAAUAUUAUUGACCUGGAGGAAGAAAUGACUGAAGGAGAAGAUGAUCCUUUGGUCCAUCUGGUUAAACCUAGCGUUGCUGAAAAACUGAGAAGUAAGAAAGGAAAAAGUAUGGCUAAAAUGAGAGCUGCUAGAGUGAAGAAAACUGCAGGAGUAGGACCCUCAAAACCCUGGAGCAAGGUUGAGGUUGGAAAAAGAAAAGAGAGACACAACUCUGAUUCUGAAGAGAAUAGACGAGUAGCCAUUGAAAGAGAACUGGGUCAAGAAGCUAUAGAGGUAAAAGAGGUUAUUGAGUUGAUCAAAAAUGCUGGACUCAUGAAGACUGUGGCAACUCUACCCCAAUGCUAUGAGGGGCUGGUUAAAGAGUUUAUUGUUAAUAUCCCUGAGGAUAUUCAUGAUAAGAACAACAGGGAGUUUUGA
This is a messenger RNA of Lathyrus oleraceus (garden pea), 780 nucleotides long. RefSeq lists its product as uncharacterized. The transcript has 2 exons. The record is from RefSeq and is a predicted model, not a curated record. Bases 1 to 780 code for a protein of 259 amino acids. Lineage: Eukaryota; Viridiplantae; Streptophyta; Magnoliopsida; Fabales; Fabaceae.